Nanorana parkeri is the source of this 2475-nucleotide messenger RNA. Its product is annotated as cyclic nucleotide-binding domain-containing protein 2-like. The record is from RefSeq and is a predicted model, not a curated record. Gene Ontology annotation, molecular function: cAMP binding. Gene Ontology annotation, biological process: spermatogenesis. The transcript has 19 exons. Bases 1 to 2475 code for a protein of 824 amino acids. Lineage: Eukaryota; Metazoa; Chordata; Amphibia; Anura; Dicroglossidae.
AUGGCCGCCGUAGGCCGUUUUGGUGCAGAAAAAAAGGAGCGAGUCCAGGUGAGAAGAAGGACAGUCACAGUCAGACUCCCAGCCCUGGACGAGACAAAACCGCACCACGUGCAGGCUCUGAUGUCACUUCCUCUCACUCACAGAGGAGAAAAACAGGGAGAGGGAGGGAAGACAGCGCUGCCCGCCACUCACUGCCCGCUGCUCACCGACCUGCCGCCAGUUUGGUGCUGCGGAGGAACGUCAAUGCCGGUGCAGAGGAAUGGCUCCUUAUAUCAGGUUGGCUACCCUGGGGGCGAGCUGGCGGCACAAUUAGCAACCUCUGAGAACACAAUAAUUACCUCCAAUGUAACACAAAGGAGAGAUUAUAACCUGUACAAGGUGAACCGAGGAGGAGGCCAGAGGAGUGCAACUGAGAGAACGACUGGGCGAGAGCCGGGACUCCGGACAGUCGGGCCAGUGACAGUGGACAAAGCAUGUUACCUGCAGACUCAGGGAUCCCGUCCUGCAGACCACGCAAGCGUCACAAUGAUCAACCGAAUGGGGAUACUAAAACCUCAUGAGGGUGAUAAUUACAGACCUGCUAGCCAGAGGAUCCAGGUGUUCCAAUCCCCUCCAUGGUCACAGGUGUAUAAAAUCACACACCUCGGCAAGCAGACGCUUCUACAGACAUUGAGUCUCCGCGAUGCGGUGCGCCAGGUCACCCUCCUACAAGCGGCCACCAGGCGCUUCAUCCACGCAGCGGAGGAGGCGAGGGGGUCGUCGUUCUGGGGGGAUGUUGAGGUGUCUGGAUUCAAAUCCGAAGAGCCCGCCUACGAGGAGCAGGUGAGAGGAGAAACAUACGUUCCCUCCAGGAAAAAAAAAGAGAAGGAGAAAUUGGCUCUGGCAUUUGACUCGAACUUCUUCAAAACUCAGUACGAGUUCACCUUCCCUGAGAAGGCGAUAGAGGUGACUCUGCGGCGGCCGGAGGAGCGCUCCGAGCAGGACAUUCGAUUCAUCCGCAGCAUGAUGAUGGGGAUCCUCGGCUUCCGGAGGUACAGCACCCAGAUGCAGCACAUGCUGGCGCGAGUCGUCUAUUACCGCAGGUUCGGACGCGGGAGAGUCAUCGUGCGGAAGGGGCAUCGCGGCGACAGCUUCUACUUUGUGUUUUCCGGGGUCAUCGCGGUCACGCAGGAUGAAGACGGCAGUAGCGCCCUUCUGGACCCCGAACCCAUCCUGCUCCACAAAGGGGCCAGCUUCGGGGAAGUGGCUCUCCUGAAAGGCCUGAGGAGGAAUGCCACGGUGGUCUGCAUGGAGGACACAGAGUUCCUGGUGGUGGACCGGAAAGAGUUCUUCCGGAACAAGCUGGACCAGGAGCUGCAGAAAGAACUCCAAUACCGGUUCCGCUUCUUCAGGUCUCUGGAUCUCUUCUCCACCUGGUCUGACGAACGCCUGGAGAAGCUGGCCGACCACUGCAAGACGGAGGAGUGCCACCACAGCCAGGUCAUCAUCGGGGACACUCACCAGACCAAGAACAUUAUCUUCGUGACAAAGGGCCGCUGUGAAGUUCUGCACCUGGUGGAUCUGAGUGGCUGUCCGUCUUUCCACAAGUGGAUCAAACAGCACGAGGCGCUGCUGGGGAGGAAAUCCAUGACCUCAUAUUGUUCUUUCCUGUUCAUGGCAGAAAAGACAGAAUCAAACUCCAGUGUUAACGGCGCCCCGUCCAGCGCCAUCAAGGAAGCCACAGACGUCCUUCCAGAGAGGAGCGUGUACUCGGUGGCAGACCUGGCCGGGGGAUAUGGUCGGCCGACAUCCUGUUCCGAAGGCCCCGGGAACCUGAACUUACCCAGAGAGCUGAUGGCGGCCGUCUACCUUCGUAUCGACUCUCUGCAGCCCGGACAGCACUUUAGAGGAGUGGACGUGGAGUAUAUUGAGGCCUGCUUUGAGAAGAAGGGACACUUAUUACCCGAUCUGGUACUUCCUCUAUCACAUGAUAAUGAAACCUGCCUAAGCCACAGCCUCAUAAGGGACCCGCGCUCCAUGGUAAUAGUCAGCCAGGGGUCAGAGGUUAUCCGGAUCAAGCUGGACAAGUUCUCAGAGCUGGCUGAUCUCGCCACCCUGAAAAAGCUGAGGGAGAGAAUUGUGCCGUAUCCCAGCGACAACGACCUCUGCAGGAUCUUCUUGGAGCAGAACCGAUGGAAAAUCUUCAAGUCAGACCUGGUCAACCAACUGAGCUCCUCUCCGAGGCUCCACCCGAAACAUUACCGGCACCAAGAGACGGGCCGCGCCGGGCACAAGGGCCAGAGUGCCGACAAGAGGGGGAUCCUCCAACUGGGAACCCACAAAGCAAAGGCAGAGAAGUUCUGGACGACCCCCCCGAAGAGCAAAGCCUCCGAAUGCAGCGAUGACAGAGAGGAGCCCGAAGGUUCAGCAGCUCUCGUCCGCCUCAUCCACGCCAUCGAUAUCCCCAAACUGUGCGGGAAGAGGAUCAUGUGGUGA